Molecule: messenger RNA, 765 nt
Organism: Jaculus jaculus (lesser Egyptian jerboa)
Lineage: Eukaryota; Metazoa; Chordata; Mammalia; Rodentia; Dipodidae
Gene: Tmem217
Product: transmembrane protein 217
Exons: 2
Coding region: 68-631 (187 amino acids)
Source: RefSeq, a predicted model, not a curated record
UCGAGGAGGCGGGGCCGAAAGUUCCUACCUACCGGAGUGGGGAAAAGGAGGAAAAAAAGGUGCCCACAUGAAGCAGGAGCGCUGGUGCAAGAUGACGGCCAGGAUGGGCACCACCUUGUCAGGGGUGUUCUCCAUCGUCUCGAGCCACAUGUACCUCAUGUUUGAGCACAAGCAUCUGAGCCAUGCUAACUGCACCAACCUGCAAAAACCUAACGACACCAUGUUCAAGUUCUUUAUCUGCUGGAGUUUUAGGAUCGUCCUCUUCCAGUCUCUCAUCACCAUGCUGGCCAGCUUUCUCCUCCUCUAUUCCGUGUACGCCCAGAUCUACAGGGGCCUCAUCGUCUACGCCGUCUGGAUCUUUUGCUAUGAGCUCACCAACUUCGUGGUGGAGAUCUCCAAGAAUGACUUGUGCAUGGAGGAGGUGAGAAUCAUGAGCUGGUUUGGCUGGGUGUCCCGCUCGGUCAUGCACUGCUUCUGGAUGCUGUACGUUGUCCCCUAUGCCUACGUCAUCUACAAAAGCCAGAAGCAGGGCAACAUACUUGCCUACAACCGGCGGGCUUCUACAGGGAGCUCGGAUGCUCCACGACGGAAAUCGAGAAUUCUGAACUUCGUCCACCACCACUGGGAUUAGUGUCGCCCUUUCCUUUCCCCUAGGUUCUCAGAAUUAGUCUUAGCUUUGGUUCCCUGCCACUCCUUACGUCUUCUUCCUUAGCCUUCAACGCACAGUGAUGCCUUCCAUUAUGUUCUGGAUAGUAAACCAAUAAA